This is a messenger RNA of Magallana angulata, 874 nucleotides long. RefSeq names its product cerebellin-1-like. Gene Ontology annotation, molecular function: protein binding. The transcript is spliced from 2 exons. The record is from RefSeq and is a predicted model, not a curated record. Lineage: Eukaryota; Metazoa; Mollusca; Bivalvia; Ostreida; Ostreidae. The coding region runs from base 67 to 738 and encodes 223 amino acids.
ACGGUGUUGACAGCACUGCAUGAUCUUAGAUGGAAUCAUUGAGAUACAACGGUAUCAGAUAGAACGAUGCAGUUGUCAAUGUAUAUAUGUCUGUUCUAUGUGAUUGUGACGAUCGGUCAAACAAACGUCAUAACCGGACAAGGCGAGGACCGCUCACGUCAGGAUUUAGAGGCAAGAGUGAUCGCUCUUGAGAAUGCGCUUUCGACAUUGAAAACGGAACUGGAUGCUAAAGUAGCCUCGUUAAAAUGCGAUUGUUCGAGUGUUGGCUCUGGAUUGGGGACUCUUACUCAUCAAACCGGGAAAAGAUUGUUAGUUCCUGCAACACCAAACAAGGAAAAGCCAGCAUUUUACAGCUUCCUAAGCUCGGACGAACUAGCCUCGACCAAGCAUCACACGAUCCCCUUUGACGUCGUUAAAACUAACGUCGGCAAUAACUACCACCCGAACAGUGGAACCUUCAUCGCCCCAAGCGCUGGAACCUACGCAUUUGAUUGGAUGAUACAGAGCACGUGGACAGGCGUAGUCUACACGCAGUUGAUGAGGAAUUCUGAGGUCCUUGGGGAGGUGGUGGCAGACAGUAGCCAUGAAUACGAGUUCCACAGCGCCACCGGGGUGGUGGUUGUUCAGUUGAGUGAGGGGGACGAAGUGUUCAUCAGAACCCACCCCACGGACGCGUCUACAGGACACAUCAUCAGUAGGCCGGGGUAUAGGUCCUCCUUCAGCGGGUGGAGAAUCUGAACUCAUGCUGCAGAGGCUUUGUCAGUCAUUGAGAAAGACGAACACAGAAGACUGUGAACAAUUGUUAAAAACGUAAAAAAAAAAUAGGACAUUGGUAUGUUUGAAAUAAACUAAAGCAUUGAAAAAAAAGAAGAAA